UGCGCGCGCUACUGCUGUUGAAAUAUUCAUUCGCAGCACCUCAAAGGCCCUUUUGCCUUCCAACCCACCUGUAUGCUCCGCUACAGGGAGACUAUGUGGGAAUAACCACUAAGGAUUAGCUCAUGUUGACAAAAUGUGGGAGGAAUCCACUGCAGUUGGUUAAUUUAACCACCUCCUUAAAAAAAGAAGAAGAAUCAAAACAGAUCUUGUGGACCUUGGAUGUUAGAGGAAGUGGAAUAAGAAAGGAAAGCUUUCCGCAGCUCAGACAUUGACGCCAAUUGGCUCAGAKGAAAUCACCCACAGAGCCCGUGCGUGUUUUGUGUGCGCGCGCACACUCUAACGAUUGCGCCGAAAGUCCCCCGCUUUGAAAUGCGCGUCGGGAUUCCACAAAAAUAAACCGCAACAGGCAGGUGAGCUCCUCCGGAGCACCACAAGAGUCAACAGGCUGCACCGGUUUCCCAGCUGAUMAUUUUCGUCUCAGCUGAGGAAUUCUCGGAGUUCACAGAGACCAUUCGAGCCCAGAGACGGAACAAGCUUGUCGGYAGGAUUCAUCUUGCAUGGAGGCACCGUUUUGGACCGUAAGACCGAAGCUGGGGGUAUGAAAAUCCCCCGGAGGCAAGGCUCGAAGCUUCUUUUUUUAUGGCAUCUCAAUAUCUCUGCUGUUUUAAUGCGCAACGACACCGACCUGCCACUCUGAGAACCUCUCCAACCGGGGCGCAGCUGAUGGAGACAUCUCCCCAUCUUUUCACCUCGGAACCAGUUUCUGAUCUCGUCCACAACUAUAUUYCCUAAGUUGUUUUGUGAAAAAAGCUGAAGAAUAAGGGGAUAAAAAGAGACACAGAGAUAGGAAGCGGGUGGGAGGACACGUGGUUUAUCUCGAGGCGCACUUGUUCCAAGUGCGCGUCUGAGCCUUUUCCUCCUCUUCUUGUAACUAUUUCACAUUUCUUUUUGAAGAAAAAAAAAUGUAAAAACGAGGGAUAAGACAAGUGGAAUUAUUUUCAGCACGUGGAUGAUCUUGACAGGAUUGUUGCCUUGGAUUUGAGAGGAAGUUGGGGGAAAAAAGCAUCGGAGAGGCAAGGAGCAGAGGACAAGAUUUUCGAAAGUGGAGCUCCGAUUUUCACGGAUUACUGGGAUUUUUUUUCUCAUUCUCUCGAACACGAGUGAACGUGCUCUUCUUUGAUGUCUGACAAGACAGUUGGGCGGCCAUGACUAGCGAGGAGGAGGAGGGCCUCGGUGUUGCAWCAUCAACAGCGACAGCACCGUCAGCAGCAACAAACUCCAGGGUAACAACUGCCACAGGCAGAGGCAGCCACAAUGAUGCCGCUUCCUCCUCAACCCCAUGCAGGCCCUCCCAUUACUCCCACCGCUUUCCAGAGGAAACAGAGGCAGACGUAGACGAGGAGCAACGAAUUGUUCUAGAAGAGAGGAUUGUAGAAGAAGAAAAGGAGCAGGAGGUGGUAGUGGAACGUGAGCGGGAGACUGAUAAUGCUGAUGAGGAGAAUGAUGGCAGCAGUGACACCAGCGUGUUGAUCGUGCCCUAUCCUGAGCUGGUACCUGUGGUCUUCUUCUGUCUUAAACAAACAACCUGUCCUCGCAGUUUGUGCAUCCGAAUGGUCACCAGCCCRUGGUUUGAGCGAGUGAGCAUGAUGGUAAUCCUGCUAAACUGUGUAACCCUGGGGAUGUAUCAGCCCUGUGAGAACAUCGACUGCUCUUCAGAACGCUGCCAAAUACUACAGGCAUGCGCAUCCUGGUAAACCUGCUGCUUGACACAUUGCCCAUGCUGGGCAACGUGCUCCUCCUCUGCUUCUUUGUUUUCUUUAUCUUUGGCAUCAUCGGGGUGCAGCUGUGGGCGGGGCUGCUAAGAAACCGCUGCUACCCGGAGGAAAACUUCACACUGACUGCGGGUGUAAGCCUUCCUCGGCCUUACUACAUGGCUAGUGAGGAUGAUGAGAGGCCUUUCAUCUGCUCCUUACCUGUGGACAAUGGCAUCAUGUCCUGCUCGGAUGUCCCAGCCCGGCGUGAAGGAGGACGAGCCUGCUGCCUAGAUAAGGAGGACAUCCUGUACCGUCAGUCACUCGGACUGAGCCCUGAACCUCUGACCAAUGGCAGCAUCAGUGUAGCCGGUCUGUGUGUCAACUGGAAUCAGUACUACACCAGAUGUAAUACAGGAAGCAGUAACCCGCACAAAGGUGCCAUCAACUUUGAUAACAUUGCCUAUGCUUGGAUWGUCAUAUUUCAGGUGAUCACUCUGGAAGGCUGGGUGGAGAUCAUGUAUUAUGUGAUGGAUGCUCAUUCUUUUUACAACUUCAUCUACUUCAUUCUACUAAUAAUAGUUGGUUCGUUCUUCAUGAUCAAUCUGUGCCUUGUGGUCAUCGCAACCCAGUUCUCAGAGACUAAGCAGCGGGAGCAUCAGCUGAUGCAGGAGCAGCGGGCUCAGUGUUCUUCCUCCUCCACGCUUGCCAGUGAACCGGGGGAUUGCUAUGAAGAGCUCUUCCAACUGGUGUGCCACUUCCUCCGCAAAGCCMGGAGACAAACUGUUGCCCUUUUUUACACCCUGCGGGGGAAACCUCGUGGUUUCCGUGGUGUUGGGAGAGGAAGAGGAGGAAGGGAAGCGAAGGAGAGGAAGGCCAAUGGACGGGGAGGGCAUGAGAGACGACUGAUAAGACCUGGUCCUCCUUGUCCUCAUCAUAACAAAUYAGAUUACAACUCUACUGCUGAGCCRAUGGCACUCACUGCCACCUCUGCCACAGACGGCUGCCCUCAGUGUGCUUCAGCACUGGCACUCAGAGAUGGCCUGGGACCUGCGUGCAAUGUAGCUUCUGAUAAAACUGAAGAGGAGGGCAUGGAGGAAACAGACGGGGACGAAAAGAAGUCUGGCAGUAAAAAAAAGGGCAAGAAAGGCCAGAAAAGUGCUGCGAACCAUGCUGACUGUAGUCCUCRGAAACAAUGUCAGAGAUUAUGGAGCCAGAUGAGGAAGAAGCUGUGGGGCAUUGUAGAAAGCAAGUACUUCAACAGAGGCAUCAUGAUUGCCAUUUUGAUCAAUACCAUAAGCAUGGGCAUUGAACACCACGACCAGCCAGAGGAACUGACAAAUGUUCUGGAGAUUUGCAACAUCGUCUUUACUAGCAUGUUCUCCUUGGAGAUGAUCCUCAAGCUCACAGCCUUUGGCUCCUUUAACUACUUGAGGAACCCCUACAACGUUUUUGAUGGAAUCAUUGUUAUUAUAAGCGUUUGUGAGAUCGUCGGCCAGUCGGACGGUGGUUUGUCUGUGUUGAGGACAUUCAGGCUGCUGAGGGUCCUGAAGCUGGUCAGGUUCAUGCCAGCUCUCAGAAGACAGCUGGUGGUUCUGAUGAAGACUAUGGACAAUGUGGCCACCUUCUGUAUGUUACUCAUGCUCUUCAUCUUCAUCUUUAGUAUCCUUGGGAUGCACAUCUUUGGCUGUAAAUUCAGUCUGAAGACAGAGACAGGAGAUACAGUACCAGACAGGAAGAACUUUGACUCCCUGCUCUGGGCCAUUGUCACAGUUUUUCAGAUUCUGACCCAGGAGGACUGGAAUGUGGUUUUGUACAAUGGCAUGGCAGCCACCUCACCGGUUGCUGCUCUUUACUUUGUGGCACUCAUGACAUUUGGAAAUUACGUUCUCUUCAACCUGCUGGUGGCUAUCUUGGUAGAAGGAUUCCAGGCAGAGGGUGAUGCCAAUCGCUCCUAUUCUGACGAUGACCAUUCUUCAUCCAACUUUGAUGAAAGCGAGAAACACGACUCUAUAAAGUYGUCUGAUCCCAGGAUCUGUACAUUAACACCAAAUGGCCACGUGGAGCUCGGAGCCCUCUCAGGCCCCCGGGGAUCCUACUCUUCAGAAAAGAGAAGCUUCACUGAUGAGUCCAGAAAAAGCAGCGUGAUGAGCCUCGGCAAGACCAGCCUGGAGAGACGCUCUCUUUCUCUGCGCCAUGGUCGCAGUUCGAACUACCACAACUGGGGACGACCUUUUCCUCCACAGUCUGGGUGGAGUCGCAGGUCGAGCUCCAACAGCCUUGGUCGGCGGAGUUACGGCUUUGGUGGGGCUCCUCCAAUUGGAGGCAGCCUUCGUGUCCGCUCCCCCUACUCCUACAACUAUGCUUCGGAGCAGGAGUCCCUUCUGUCUCAUCCUUUCCACUCCCGUCAUCCUCCUCCCCUUCAUCAUCCACCCCCGCCCCCGCUUUUCCGCUCCAGGCAUUUUGGUGUGAGAAGGGAUCGACGAGCUCUUUCCCUGGAGCUCCCUGAGUUGCUCCGCACAGGGGGGCCGCCCUCAGGGCAGCCGCCCAUUCAGAUUCCAGAACCAGCUAGGAGGAGUGGGUCUGGGGCUGGGGGUUCCCUUACAGCGGGGUCUGGAACUGGUAGCAGUUUGGGAGUGGGUCACCGUGACUGUAACGGCAAGGCUCCAGGCCACCACACUCGCCUGAUAACUGACGUUUUCCCUCAAGUCAAUGCACGCAAGGACAGAGCGGAUCUCGAUGAAGAAACAGAUUAUAGUUGGUGCUUCCGUAUCCAGAAGAUGAUGGAGGUGUACAAGCCAGACUGGUGUGAGACCAGAGAGGACUGGUCUGUCUAUUUCUUCUCCCCCCAGAACAAGUUCAGACUUCUCUGUCAGUCCAUUAUUGCUCAUAAGCUCUUUGACUAUGUGGUCUUGGUCUUUAUCUUCCUCAACUGCAUCACUGUGGCUCUGGAGAGGCCAAGGAUUCUGCAAGGCAGCCUGGAAAGACUGUUUCUUACUAUAUCCAACUAUAUUUUUACGGCAAUCUUUGUGGCCGAGAUGACUGUCAAGGUUGUGUCCAUGGGUCUGUACCUGGGGGAAACAGCAUAUCUGAGGAGCAGCUGGAAUAUUUUGGAUGGUUUCYUGGUCCUUGUGUCCCUGGUUGACAUCGUGGUGUCAAUGGCAGGAGGGGCUAAGAUCCUGGGGGUUCUACGCGUUCUGCGGUUGCUCCGGACUCUUCGUCCUCUCAGGGUGAUCAGCAGGGCACCAGGACUGAAGCUGGUGGUUGAGACACUCAUCACUUCCCUCAAACCCAUUGGCAACAUUGUCCUCAUCUGCUGUGCCUUUUUCAUCAUUUUUGGCAUUCUUGGUGUUCAGCUCUUCAAAGGGAAGUUCUAUUAUUGUGUGGGUUUGGAUGUGAAGAACAUCACUAAUAAAGCGGACUGCCUGGCUGCCAACUAUCGAUGGAUUCACCACAAAUACAACUUUGACAACCUUGGACAGGCUCUUAUGUCACUGUUUGUGCUGGCAUCAAAGGAUGGUUGGGUCAACAUCAUGUACCAUGGAUUGGAUGCAGUGGGAAUUGACCAGCAGCCGGUGACCAACAACAACCCAUGGAUGCUUCUCUACUUCAUCUCCUUCCUAUUGAUUGUCAGCUUCUUUGUCCUCAACAUGUUUGUGGGUGUGGUAGUGGAGAAUUUCCACAAGUGCCGGCAGCACCAGGAGGUGGAGGAGGCCAGGCGACGAGAAGAGAAACGCCAGCGUCGCAUGGAAAAAAAGAGGAGAAAAGCCCAGAAGCUGCCCUACUACUCCUCAUAUGGCCCUGCCCGCUUGGCCAUCCAUUCUCUGUGUACCAGCCACUAUUUGGACUUAGUAAUCACCUUUAUCAUCUGCAUCAAUGUGAUCACCAUGUCCCUGGAGCACUACAGCCAGCCACAGUCUCUGGAGACUGCACUGAAGUACUGUAACUACUUCUUCACCUCCACCUUUGUGAUUGAGGCCUCUUUGAAGCUGGUGGCUUUUGGAUUUCGACGCUUUUUCAAGGACAGGUGGAAUCAGCUGGACUUGGCCAUAGUGUUGCUGUCUGUAAUGGGAAUCACUCUGGAGGAGAUUGAGAUCAACGCCUCCCUCCCAAUCAACCCCACUAUCAUCAGGAUUAUGAGGGUGCUGAGAAUAGCACGAGUGCUAAAAUUAUUGAAAAUGGCCACUGGGAUGAGAGCGCUGCUUGACACAGUAGUCCAGGCUCUUCCUCAGGUAGGAAACUUGGGUCUACUCUUCAUGUUGCUGUUUUUUAUCUAUGCUGCUUUGGGAGUGGAGCUCUUUGGGGAGUUAGUGUGUAAUGCUGACUAUCCCUGUGAGGGAAUGAGUCGCCAUGCUACAUUUGAAAACUUUGGAAUGGCUUUUCUUACACUGUUCCAAGUAUCAACAGGAGACAACUGGAAUGGUAUCAUGAAGGACACACUGAGGGAGUGCCCACAGGAUCGUCCAGGCAGCGACUAUGGCUGCCACGCCGGACUCCAGUUCAUCUCUCCUCUGUAUUUUGUGUCCUUCGUGCUCACAGCUCAGUUUGUCCUGAUAAACGUGGUGGUUGCUGUGCUUAUGAAGCAUCUGGAUGAUUCCAACAAAGAAGCUCAGGAGGAUGCUGAAAUGGAUGCAGAAAUUGAGUUAGAACUGGCCCAGGGAGGCCUCUGCUGUAUGGUGGGGGGCAUUGGAGCCAUUGCUGGGGCCACAGGUGGUGCUGCUACAGGCGUAGGCAUGGGCGGCACAACGCCUGGUGCCAUCACAGUGGGGGUGGUCGGAGGUCUGAGUGGCACGGUAAUGGCACCUUUGAGAGAUGGAGGAGGAGGAGGCAGUGUGGUCCAUGAGGGACACACACACCAUCGAUGUCGACUCUACUCACCUGCUCAGGAGAGCCAGUGGCUGGACAGUGUGUCUCUGCUGAUAAAGGACUCACUGGAAGGGGAUAUGAUUGACAACCUCUCUGGUUCAGUUUUUCAUCACUACUGCUCGUCUCCAGUCUGUAAGGACUGUAAGAGUCACCCACAGGAGAAGGGCAGCAGUGGUUCCCACAGCUCAGAGGAGUUGCCCACCCAGGGAGACUAUAAGGGGCUUCCUCUCUCCAGCUCAGGGAGUGAUGGUGGAGUUCCGGAGCUGUUUGAGGAGCUGGAUCUUUCCUCUGCAAAUAACAAAGAUGCCAGUGGAAGAACCGUCAGUGAGUUCGAUGUCCCUUCACCCUUGUUUCAUCUACCAGUUGACUUUUUUCAUCCUGCUGCUGCAGCUCAUUCAGAAAAUCACGGAGAAGGUGUGAGACCAAGAGACAGGGGCUCAUCCGGGCUGCCCUCCCCAGCAUCCUGGGCCUCGCUCCGCUCACCAGGAGCAAACAGCAAGCCCCUUAGCUUCCAGCACACGUCCCACAGUGACUCAUCUCUGGCCACCGGCAGUUCGGAGGACAGCCUGCAGACCACUAUGGAAAAAGGGCYCAGCUUUGGGGUCUCUCCACCUCAGCAUCUGGACUUCCCCAUUCCUCUCCUCUGUCCUAUACCCAGCCUUCCUCUUCACCCCCAGGGAGCACCCACAGUAGACCAGGUUCCAUCUUUGCUUAAGAGGCGGAGUUCUACUGUCACUCUCCAAACCACUCAUAGACAGCAGAGGAGCCAGAGCAGCACUGGAGGUGAAAGCACCAAUCAGAGUUACCCCCAGCAGGACUCUAUGAACYGUUCAAAUGAAGAGGUACGUGCGGGAACAGGCAGAGACAGCUGCCACCAGACUCUCAAUAGCGAACCCUUCUCAGCAACACUGAACAGCCUCUCCCUGACAUCACUGUUCACACCGGACUCCCUGGCACCCACACUGAGGAAGAAAUGUAACAGCACAGGCUCUCUGGAUCAGUCAAAUGUCUCUGCACAGAGCAAAGACGGUCAUCACCUCUUCGACAUAGAUGCACAUGGCUUCUUGUCCAACCCCUGGACAGCAGGAAGGGCAAGAGGUGCACAAGAAGACAGUGAUAUGACAAGCUUGAGCAUGGAAAGCAACAAUCAGCUCACAAAUUUAAGCUCCAGGGAAAAAAGAUGAAAGCCUCGUUGCACUUCUGUAGUUGAACUGUUAAAUCAUUUGCAUUUCUGGACCUUGAACAGAUCAGGAUAAAUUUACUUACAUGUGUCCUGCGACACAAUUCUUAAACUCCUUUUCUCUUYUUGUCUGUUCUCUCUUGUUUCUCCUCAGAUUUAGCUGUUUGGGAUUAGUCUUUUCUCAAAAAAAGGAAGAAAAAAAAAGAAAAAAAAAACAGCAGUUGCUCCUGAGUUUUUACAACGUUUGCACGAGACACGUGAUAACUCAUUGUCAGGUCUUAGCAGUUGUUGCAAGGGGAUUAAGCCUUUUUAGCACAACCAAGAUUCAGCCUUGAAAGAUGUGUCAUUUCCAGACUUUGUAUUUGAACAGUCAUAACACAAUAACAGUCAUGAACUUGAAAGAGAUACAAGCAUCAAAGAAUUCGGUGAUUGAUAGACAUCACUGAUGAAACAGGGCUUGCCUGACCUCAUGUGCCCACAGCCUCCGUGCAAAAACAAAAAGUCAGAACAUGACUGAUGGAAAACUCUGACCCUAAUUUUUCAAYAAAUGAACUUUGUACAGACA
This is a messenger RNA of Austrofundulus limnaeus, 8362 nucleotides long. RefSeq names its product calcium voltage-gated channel subunit alpha1 Ib (gene cacna1ib). Gene Ontology annotation, biological process: positive regulation of calcium ion-dependent exocytosis; membrane depolarization during action potential; calcium ion import. NCBI's taxonomy places the organism in Eukaryota, Metazoa, Chordata, Actinopteri, Cyprinodontiformes, Rivulidae. Gene Ontology annotation, molecular function: low voltage-gated calcium channel activity; voltage-gated sodium channel activity. The record is from RefSeq and is a predicted model, not a curated record. Gene Ontology annotation, cellular component: plasma membrane; neuron projection; voltage-gated sodium channel complex.